Molecule: messenger RNA, 552 nt
Organism: Ostreobium quekettii
Lineage: Eukaryota; Viridiplantae; Chlorophyta; Ulvophyceae; Bryopsidales; Ostreobiaceae
Source: the annotation of a GenBank genome assembly
AUGUCGGGCCUCGCCAGGGCGCGCCGCGAUCGCAUCCUGGGCCUGUCCUUCGUUCUGUGCGUGGCCCUGAUCUGGGUGGCCGGCUCGUUCAUCGUCAAGGACAUCGAGAACCAGCUGCCGGCUGCGGUGGUGACGUAUGUCGCCAACGCCCUGCUGGUUGUGCUCCUGCCCGCGGCGAAAUUUCGAGAGUGGAUGAAGGCGAGGAGACGAAGAUGUGAUGAGAAACAUACCUUUGUGGAGGAGGAGAGAGAUGCACUGGUCGAUGAGAGGUCCUCAGUAGAGGAGUGGCGUGAUGCAAAUGCACCACCAAUUAAAAGAAUGACAGAAAGCCAAGUGAUUGUCACAGCCGUAAUGAUUGCACCACUCUGGUGGCUGGCCCAGUUCACCUUCAACCAAUCACUGCACCACACGUCUGUCACCUCCAACACCAUCAUAAGCUCAUCCUCAACCCUCUUCACAUAUUUGUUGAGUCUCUGGUUUCUGAGGGAGCCGUUUGUUGCACACAAGCUGGGAGGGGUGUUUGUGUGUGUACUUGGUAGGAUGUUGGCCUGA